CCCGGUGACAUUGUUACAGCUGCUAUAAGAGCUGUUAUAAAACGAUCCAUCCGACGUUGGUUACGAGAUGGCAGGUGGUCUCGAGAUCGAAGAGAAAGGGGAUAUAACUUCCAAGGAGAUCGAAAAUGCAGGCCCAGAUGCUCCGUUUUGGUCUCCGGAAGAGGAGAAAGCUCUAGUGAGGAAGAUUGAUUUGGUCCUCCUGCCCAUGGUCUGGAUUAUGUACUUGCUGUCGUACAUGGACCGAACAAAUAUCGGGAACGCAAAGAUUUCGGGCAUGGAGACCGAUUUAGACUUGACGUCGAACCAAUAUUCCAUUGCUUUGGUCGUUUUCUUCAUCGGCUAUGUCGUGUUUGAAGUUCCCAGCAAUAUGCUCCUCAGUCGAAUUAGACCAUCCCUGUUCCUGUCAGGAAUUAUGGCGCUGUGGGGUGCAUUAACCUGUGUCAUGGGCGCCAUCAAGAACUUCAAGCAACUCGUGGCUUUGCGCGCAAUCAUAGGUUGUGUCGAGGCAGGGUUUGCACCAGGCGUUCUCAUGGUGAUUGCAUCUUGGUACAGGCGGACGGAACAGGCCAAGCGAUUUGGUAUUUACAUCUCCGCCGCUAUCCUAUCCGGUGCAUUCGGAGGCCUGCUUGCGGCUGUAAUUGUCAAGGGACUGGAAGGAGCACACGGGAUCAGAGGCUGGCGUUGGCUCUUUAUCGUGGAGGGAGCUGCAACGGUUGGGGUUGCUUUAAUUGCAGCCUUUGUCCUCCCGGACUUUCCUGCCACGUCCAAAAGCUUCUCAGGGAGACAGCGAAGUAUUGCGGUUGCCCGAUUAGCAGACGACGUUACGGCCAUGACCCAAGACAGUGAGCAACUCUCGCCCCGGCAAGCUAUGGUUGAUUCGGUCAAGAAUUGGCGAACCUGGAUGUUUGUCGUAGGGUACAUGGUUAUCGUUGGCUCUAGUACGCUCUCGUAUUUUUAUCCCACUUUGAUCGAAGGUCUUUUCGGAGACUCCUCUACUGAGAGGACAAACUUCCUGACCAUCCCUAUUUAUGGCGUUGCAUUUGUUUGCACAUUAAUCACAUCCUAUUUCAGUGAUAAAAUCCCAUCGUGGCGAGGCCUCAUCAUCUCUUGCUGGUUGAUGUUCUCGCUUAUAUGUUCAAUCGCAGUGUGUGCAGUGUAUGAUUACACCGCUCGAUAUGCGCUGCUCGUGCUCAUGGCAUCUGGUCUGUGGACGACUAAUGGAAUGAGUCUUGCCUAUGCCUCGUCGGCAUUUUCGAGCAUGCAUCCACAGACAAGGGGUAUAAGUCUCGCGUUGGUGAAUGCUCUGGGAAACCUAGCGCAGAUCUAUGGCUCGUACCUGUUCCCGGACUCCGACGGCCCAAAAUAUACUAUGGGAUUUUCCGUCAUAUCAGCAAUGUUGGCCUUGGGCGUUGUAGUAUACUUGGCAUUGCAUUUCUGGUUUCGCCACCGUGCGAAGCAAACAGAGAAUGAGCAACCAGAGGAAUGAAGAUAGAUAAUGCUAAUGAGAAAUGAUAAUGAUAAAUUUGC
Messenger RNA from Aspergillus glaucus CBS 516.65, 1527 nucleotides. RefSeq lists its product as uncharacterized. Gene Ontology annotation, biological process: transmembrane transport. Lineage: Eukaryota; Fungi; Ascomycota; Eurotiomycetes; Eurotiales; Aspergillaceae. The transcript is spliced from 6 exons. The coding region runs from base 68 to 1486 and encodes 472 amino acids. Gene Ontology annotation, cellular component: membrane. Gene Ontology annotation, molecular function: transmembrane transporter activity. The record is from RefSeq and is a predicted model, not a curated record.